UGCAGGGCAGGGAGAGCGUUGCUAUAGUUCCUCCUCCUCCUCCUGAGCAUCAGCCAAUCACAGUGACAGAGGAGCGGGGAGAGGAGUGUGGGCAUCGCACAGCCGGGAGCGCACGAUCAUGUACCGGGGAAUGAGCAACUGAACCGGGACCUUCCUCCGCCCCAUCAACCGGCAAUGUCUGCCUCCGCCCCGGGUCACUGCAGGGAAGAUGCCAACCGCACGCCCCACUGGCAGUUCCAUUGAUUUAAUUUCCAUCUUCCACUCUACGCUGCCAUGGCAAAGUUAGAAUCAAGAUCUGUCCUCAGUGACACAGCCUACCAGAGCCAAGAAUCCUUUCACCCAUUCGUUAGCAGGUCCUCUAAUUCGCCCCCUCACUGCACUAUGGGAAGCGUAGGCAGUGGAGUGGCCAACGACCAAGAGUUCCCAAUGAAGAGCGUAGGGACCAGGACUCAGAACAGCCUCAAGCAAAACGACUACUCCAGGAAUUGCUACUCCAACCGCUACUCAGGAGAGGAGAAAGUCUACAAGUUGGAAAAAAACACCGGCGCCAUGUACAUCAAUGGCGAACACAGCAAAAGCGACAAGAUGAAGACGGACACAUGCGGCAACGUUAAUGCCAACAAUGAAAAGAAUAUGCCACAGGCAGCUCAGUUCAGAGAUUCCAAUCCCCCAAAGAUAUUACCUGUCUCUGGAAAGUUGGAGCAGAGCAAUGAACCUUUGGUAAGACCUUCUGCCUUUAAACCUGUAGUUCCGAAAAACUUCCAUUCCAUGCAGAACCUGUGUCCACCAAUGAACAAUGGAGUAACAGAGAACAGAAAGAGCUCAAACCAUGGGAACAGCAAUAGCCCGGCUGCCAUGAAAAAUAGUCUUGAGAAGUCAAGCCACAACAGGUCAUCCAGCCAGGUAGGAGGUCUUUCAGAUUCCGGACGGAAUUCUCUGACAAGCUUACCAACUUAUGGGAGCGGCUACAGCCAGCACGUAGGCCCAAUGAGUGCAUCAAUGAGCCAUAUUAAUCGCAUUGGGUCUAGCUAUGUUGAAAAGAACAUAGUGGGUUAUAAUGGAACAACUACCUCAGAGAGUGGACGAUCUUCCAGCAAGAGUGCCUCCUCUUUUAGUAGACUGAAUCAUCUCAAUGAGACAUUGCUUUUACAUUCACCUUCGAGUGAUGACAUUAUCCAAGAUUUAGAAGAUAGACUGUGGGAAAAGGAACAGGAAGUCAUACAGAUGAAGAGAAGCUUGGACAAAAGCGAGGCCGCCAUCUUUCAAGUUUUUGAAGAGAAGCAAAAGAUUUGGGAACGGGAAAUGGAGGAUUUAAGACAAAAUUAUGCCAACAAGCUUCAGCAAGUCUCCAAGAAAGCGCAAAGAGCCCAGCAGGCUCUGCAACUGCAGAUAUUUAAGUUCCAGCAAGAGAAGAAAAAGCUGCAAGAUGAUGUGGCCCAACUUCUACAGGAGAGAGAGGAGAUGGAGAAAAAGUGCAUGGCUUUCAAAAAGGAGCAAGCAGAUUUCCUUCCUAAAAUAGAGGAAACCAAGUGGGAGGUAUGCCAGAAAGCAGGAGAGAUAUCUCUCCUGAAGCAACAGCUGAAAGACAGCCAGGCAGAUAUCUCCCAGAAACUAAAUGAGAUUGUUGGACUUAGAACACAACUUAAGGAAGCCAAGGCCUUUCUGAGGGAAAAAGAGGAACAGAUUUCUUCUAUUAAAGACUCGUAUAGCUCUAAGAGUGUCAGCCUGGAGAUCUGUGAGAAUGAAAUGCAGAGGAAGCAAAGUGAAGCUCAGCAGAUGAAAGAGAAGCUGAGCCAAUGUGAACAAGAGAUAUCAGGCUUGAAAGAAGCCUUGGCGAACCUUGGACAAAACCCUUACAACAUCGAGCUCAAUGAAAAGUUGAGGGAUACUCUUUCCUGUGAAAGUGAUGAGGCCAAAAUGAAACGCCAAAACGAGGACAGUGUCAUUAGUCUGAAGAAGGAUAUAGAGAGGCUCCAGGUGGAACUAACAAUAGAGAGGCAACAUAGGGAUCAGCAGGUGGUGGACUUUGAGGAGGAGAGACGUACCUGGCAAGAGGAGAAAGAGAAAGUCAUUAAGUACCAGAAGCAGCUUCAGCUCAACUACAUUGAGAUGUACCAGAAAAACCAACAGCUUGAGCAAAGGAUCAGUGAAAUCACCACCAAGGUGACCACACCUCCAGCAGAAGAUAAAAAGGUGUGGACACCUUCCAGGCUUGAGAGAAUAGAGUCCACGGAGAUUUAAAAGAUGGUGGAUCACAUAUACACAGCUAGAUUCUCACUGUGCAUGUGCAGCCUUUUCCAGCUCAUGGUCAUCAGGGGAAAUAAUUCAAAUAGACCUUUCAGCAAUGAGGAGACCAACAGCUGCAGUCUUGGCCAGGUCCUCUCAGUAACUCAAAGGCAUCAGAGCAGGGGAACGAAUGCUUGCUGUCGGCCCAACUGAAAAUGAAGAACAUGUGGUAUACCAUUUGUUAUGCUAUGUGUCUGUUUUCCCUGUUGCACGCACUUUUCUCUGCCUGUAUGGCGUAGAGUCCAUUGCCUUUGGUGGUGUGUUGCUCAUGCCCUCGUGCAAAGGUAAGGCAAACUCUGUGACUGUUAUCUGGCCCCUUUCUCUUUUUGGGACUUGUGCAAAGAAAAAAAAGUCAAAGUGACUUGGAUUUGGGGAUAUUUUAGCCAUAUUGGCUAGUGGAGGGACGGUUGGAUGUGCUGUAUAAUCUAGCAUUCUACCUAUACUAUGAAUUCAUAAAGGAUUCUAGCCACUGUUUACUGUGAAUUAUCCAAAAACAUAGUUUUUCUUUAAGAAUUAUUUUAUGCAGGGAAUAUCACUAAAUGGUUCGUCUGUAUGGAGGAGUCAGACAGGAAUCCCUUAUUGCUUGGAAUAAACGAAACGAAGGUCAUGAUUGGGAAGCCGAUCCCAACAUUCCCUUUGGAGACUUAUUUUUAUGGAAUUGUUGCCCAGGUUCUAGCAAAGUGAGCAAGCUGGGUUUUAUUUUCUACCAUAGAGUUUAGCAAUGGCCUGUUGCUAUGUUUAUAAUCAGAUCUUAGUGGUGUUUCCCGGUGUUUUUGGUAGUAGGCUUUGUUAGCAAUAAAAUGCAGACCGUAGAGGUAAGAGGAUGUUGGCCUUGCCAAUAUCAGAGUCAUGGUGGGCUACACUGUGUCUCUGAACAUCCAAUGAGGGUCAAUCAGUAAAGCAUAGAUGACUGUUAAAAAAUAUAUACGACUGUAUAAGUUAAGUGCCCUUUAAAACUAAGGUUAGCCUCCUACAAUAGCCACAUGAUGGUUUUGGGUUCAGUUCUACUAAUCCCCCUUUUAGCCUAAAUAAUGCUUCAGCUAGACAAUCCUGUUGAUGUCACACCUGAUUGAUGUUUGAAGUAGGUAAGGCCGAAGGGUGCUUAGUGCUCUGGCCACGUCAUAUUAGCAGUGGGAUUCCAAAGGGUAAUAUUUAUGAGUCCUCAAGCAAGAUGUAAGCUCUUAUCUCCAGGAGCAGUCUGGUGGGGCUACUCCCUUCUAGCCUUAAGACAUCAACCUUGAAGACCUAGCCCAUAUAGCAGCCGUUAGGAUGUCGAUACUGGGGUCUGAUACAUCAAAUAUUGGUUCUGUUCUCUUCCCAAUUUCCUCUGAUCUUCUGCUCAUCACUUUAUCCACCCUGUGCCUCUCCAUAGUCUACAUUCUAUUUCCCAUCAGCAACGCUGCACAUAAUAAGCAAAGCUUUAACAAUACGUAUAUAUUUGUAUUUAUGGUUAAUUCAUAUAGAAAUAUGUAUUUAUUAAGACACAUUGAGUUAUCAAAUGUAUGGUCCACCCAGCCUUGCAAAUUCUAGACCCCGAUACACAUAGCAUGCUAGGAACUGGAAUCCCCAAAAGCUUGAGAGUUCCAGCAUUCAAGCCAUAGCAGUACAAAUGGUUCUUAUAAAUCAAGACCAAAACAAUCCGUCUUUAGGCCCUAAUGGCAUUUAAAUCCCAGAAGAGUCCUAUGCAUAUUUGGGGCACUUUUGAUAGUUCAAGGUUUAAAGGGAUUCUAACACAAUUUAUUUAACCAUCAGUUGGAUACUGAAGAGUAUCCCAGAAUUUGGCCACUUUAAAAGGUGUAACUAGAGAGCACUUACUGUACGUUAUUGGCCUGCUUUAAGAUGGGUCUCACUGGCCUAGCCAGUAAGUUGCCAACCAGGGCCAGAAUUACAAAUCUACCAGCAACAUGCUUGAAGGUAAAUUUUUAAUUACUAACCCAUUCCUUCCCAUCCUGAACUGUUCUACCGCCUGACCCAGCAUUUUAAGCCUCCAUUCCCGUUCUCGCCAACAAAUUUUUCUUCAUGGAAAUAAAUGAUGAUAAUAUCCCAUUAAACAUCUGCUUGAAUCCAGAACAGUAUCAGUAGUGAUGGGGACAUAGUCGUUAAGAUGUUCUAAACCAAACUGUCCAAAAACUUUGGGGUUCAGACCAAAGACAAAGGCAGUAUUUCUUCAGGAAACAUGAAAAGGACCAAUAUAUAUAAUUUUAUAUAAUGUAGAGCUGGUUAGUAGGCAGAGUAACCACCAGAGUAGGAAGGUUUGACCUUUGCCAGUGAAUAACCUGUGCCUGAAAGCCAAGAAUAUUCCUUUGGAAGUCACCGUUCACAGUGGGUAGAGUGUCUUUAUCUGCUAGAUUCCACGAUUAAUGCUGCAAUGAACUGUGAGUGUGCUUGUUUACUAAACCCGAUCACCGGCUGAGGAAGGUAGAAGAUAAGGAGCCUUGAUUUUGCUGUUAAAGGAACACUGAUACCUGGAAUUGCAUCAGAUGUUCUUCAGCAAGUGGGGGGGGUAUUUAAAUGGAUAUGGUUUUACAUUAAAUCUAUAACUAAUACAGUGUUCCUGUAAAACACAUGCCUUCAGUGGCUAAAUAAGCAUGCUGGGUUAGUUGCAGGUUGCCCAGCCCUAGACUUAAGCAAGAAUAAAUUCUAUUUUUCAGUAGGCGUAUAUCUAUUUUCCCUAUGUGGACUGAAAAGUGAGUUCAUCUAACUGUGUGCAAAGUUUGUAUAUUUGUAUUUUUACAUACGAGUAGGAUCUGCCCUGGUGUUUCACUUAGACAACGCAGUGUGAGGGAGAAGCUCAUUGUGCACACAAAACGUCCGCCUAUUAAAUUUAUACAUAGGGAUGGAAGCUGCCAUAUUGUUCACCUUAAACGAGCUUGACGUGUGCCCUUUUCUGUUUAUUUGUUUAUUGAUAUGAGUGGGAGCUCCCAUAAAUAAGCUUUAAUUAUAACCUUGGUUUUGGUAUUUUCCCAUGCACUCUAGCUUUCUCUGUGGCUCAGAAUCUGAUGAUGUGAGGGCAAUGCCCAAGGCUAUCACUACCUCUCAACAGGGAGGUCCCAGAAAGAACAGGCAUUGGGGUCGUGGGACAUCAAGGGGGCUCCAAAAAUGUUUUUGGAAGGGGGUCUAGGAAAGUGAACUUACACCACUGACCAGGGCCAAACAAUAUGGUAGCUCCUAUUCAUAUUAAAGGGACUGAAAGAUCUGUGAGCACAAUGCCCUAUGCACCCCCAAUUAAAGGACCAGUAACACCAGCACACAAAAGGGGUUUCUAUGCAUUUCAAUAUAAUGGACUGUUACCUAUCUCUAACACCAACUUCAGAGGAUCAAAUAUAGUUCUUAGAGAUAAGAUGCUGGGUAGCCAAGGCGGCAGAUAUUCACACUGAAAUAGGGGCCGUAUAUAAUGAUUUUAAUAUUUAAGGGGGAUAAAAAGGGAUUUUAUAGCUCUCGGCUAUAGAUGGAAGCCUCAUAUAAUAUAGGACUUUUAUUGUCAAGCUGCUGGUUAGACAGAUAGAAAGAACUGAUGGUGUCACUGGUCCUUUAAGGAGAAAGACAAAAGGUAAAGGUUGCUUUGAGUCCCACUGUGGGUUGUAGCUUCAGUUUAACUGCCCCUGGGGGAGGAAAGAUGAUGAAUUCUGUUCUUAGAUAAUUAUAUGUAACAGGAUAACAGGUGGCAACUCUGAGUGUACGGAGAAUCUGCACCACAAUAUGAAAGAUAAGAUUGUAUUGUUCUGACUUCCCCUUUAUGCUUCUUUUAAAUGUCUGUUUGUCAUUUAUGUCACCAUGUUCAGCUAUGACCAGUCCCCUCCCCCCAAAAAACAUUGACUCCGCCCACUUGCAGGUUGAACAUCUAAGGGCAUGAGGCACAAGGUGCAGCCUUAGUAAACAAGUGCCCCAUGCUAGGAGCUGCUCUGUCCAAACUGAACCCUGACAUGAUGAUGUGCAGGUGCUGAAGGUAGUUGGUCAGUUCAUGAUCAAAAUCUGUGAGACUGGGAUCUUGUGUUGGACCCAGAUAUCAUCUACAUGCAACAGACUUAUCUAUUCACCCUGAUUUAAGCCCCAGUCACCCAUAGGGUUCACACCUUUUCUGGAAAAAAAUACCGGCCUUCCUAUAUAUUUAUCUUUAUUCUCUAUUAAUAACAUUGGGAUCACUGACCUUCCUACAUAUUUAUCUUUAU
This is a messenger RNA of Xenopus laevis (African clawed frog), 6455 nucleotides long. RefSeq names its product leucine zipper, putative tumor suppressor family member 3 S homeolog (gene lzts3.S). The record is from RefSeq and is a predicted model, not a curated record. Lineage: Eukaryota; Metazoa; Chordata; Amphibia; Anura; Pipidae. Gene Ontology annotation, biological process: regulation of dendritic spine morphogenesis. Bases 274 to 2241 code for a protein of 655 amino acids. Gene Ontology annotation, cellular component: cytoplasm; dendritic spine. The transcript is spliced from 4 exons.